Molecule: messenger RNA, 1339 nt
Organism: Oryza sativa Japonica Group (Japanese rice)
Lineage: Eukaryota; Viridiplantae; Streptophyta; Magnoliopsida; Poales; Poaceae
Product: peroxidase 2
Biological process (GO): response to oxidative stress; hydrogen peroxide catabolic process
Cellular component (GO): plant-type cell wall; plasmodesma
Molecular function (GO): peroxidase activity; heme binding
Source: RefSeq, a predicted model, not a curated record
GGUUGAUUAGGUUUCUAUCAAUCUCACACUACCACUAGAGAGCAUAAGAGACGCCACAUACUCGAUCCAAGUCUCUUGUGCAGAUCGAUCGAUCGAGUAUACGUCAAAAUGAAGGUUUUCAUGGCAGUGUGCAUGUUGGCGGUGGCCGUCCGGCUAGCCGCCGCCAUCGUGGUGCCGUCGGCGGCGCCGUGCGCGUUGACGGUGGGUUUCUACAAUGGCAAGUGCGGCAACGUCAGCGUCGAGUCCGUCGUGUACGAUACUGUGAAGGCCUUCCUCGAUGCUGACAAAUCCAAGGGCGCCGCCCUCGUGCGCCUGUUGUUCCAUGACUGCUUCGUCAAUGGGUGUGACGGAUCGAUCCUUCUUGAUAAUUCGACCACAAAUCCUUCACCGGAGAAGUUCGCCGGUGCGAACCUCGGCAUCGCCGGGCUCGACGUGAUCGACGCGGUCAAGGCCAAGCUCGAGACCGCAUGCCCCGGCGUCGUCUCCUGCGCCGACAUCGUCGUGUUCGCUGGCCGCGACGCGUCGAGGUACAUGAGCAACGGCGGCGUCAACUUCGACGUCCCGGCCGGCCGCCUCGACGGCAUCGUCUCGUCCUCCGUGGACGCCCAAAAUACGCUCCCUGACUCCAAGGCCGACAUUGGCAAGCUCAUCGCCAACUUCGCGGCGAAGGGGUUCACCCCGGAGGAGCUGGUCAUCCUCUCCGGCGCGCACUCCAUCGGCAAGGCGCACUGCUCCAACUUCGACGACCGCCUCACCGCGCCGGACUCCGAGAUCAACGCCGACUACCGCGACAACGUCCUGAGCAAGACCUGCAAAUCCGCCCCGAACCCGACGCUGGCGAACAACAUCCGCGACAUCGACGCGGCGACGCUGGGGGACCUGGCGAGCUACGUCGUGCCGGCCGUCGGCGGCGACUACCUGGACAACAGCUACUACAAGAACAACAAGAACAACCUGGUGCUGUUCAACUCCGACUGGGCGCUCGUCGGCAGCAACGCCACGCUCCAGCACGUCAACGAGUACGCCGAGAACGGCACGCUCUGGAACAUCGACUUCGCGCAGGCGCUCGUCAAGCUCAGCAAGCUGGCCAUGCCGGCGGGCAGCGUCCGCCAGAUCAGGAAGACGUGCCGCGCCAUCAACUAUUAAUCCACUCUCUGUACCGUCGUGCGCUGGCGUUUUGUUGACAGUUGAUAUCGCAUCGAUCCGACAUUUUGGUUGCACAAUUCUUUGGUUUAUCCAAGUGUGGUGUCCGGCACGGCUGGGUGUCUAUCAUUCAUCGGUUUUUUGAGUCUGUAUUGUUUGACCCAAGGUUAAUUAAUCUCCGAAAUUUGUAUCGUGA